GCUAAAAUCCUUUAUAAACCCCCUCCAUGUCUGCAAACAGCACAUACCCCAGGCAGCAUCAUGGGGUUAGGAGCUCUGUGUCUUCUUCUACUGUAUGGACUCAUUGGGUCCUACGCACAGCAACCAUGCAGCCUGAUAACACCCAACGUGCUGCGUGUGGACAGUGAAGAGACCAUUAUAGUAGAUGGACACGGUUCUGCGCUGGAUGCUGAAAUCAUAGUCUACGACUUUCCCCUGAAGAAGUCUAUUUUAGUUUUGAGCAAAGUCUCUGUAAAUAGCAAUAACCGGUACUUUGGAGAUGUUAAGUUGACGAUCCCCUCAAAUAAUUUAGAAAAAUACACAAAUAAGAAACAGUUUGUGUACGUCACUGUAAAGUCUGCUACUUGCUCUCUGGAGAAAGUUGUCCUUGUGAACUUUCAAAGUGGAUAUCUAUUCAUACAGACGGACAAACCCAUCUACACCCCAGGAUCUAAAGUUCUAUUCAGGAUUUUCACUGUGAACCCAGAACUAAAACCAGUGAGCAAGCGAGUGAUCACUGAAUUCCUGACUCCAAAUAAUGUCAUUGUCGAAAAAUAUGUACUUUAUCCAAACAGAAAAACUGGAAUCAUUUCCUAUUCUCAUAAACUGACAGAUCUUGUAAGUUUUGGACUGUGGACCAUAUCAGCAAAGUUUGAGAACACCUUGACAAAAUAUACCACGCAAUUUGAAAUGAAGGAAUAUGUUCAACCAAGCUUUGAAAUAAAAGUAACUUCACCUCAGAAGUUUUUCUACUUUAAAGACAAAGAACUAAGGGUGGACAUAACGGCAACCUUUCUCCAUGGUGAACCUGUUAAAGGAAACUCCUUUGUGCUCUUUGGACUCAAGAGAGACAAUGAGAAGAAAAGUCUACCAAAUACCCUGAGGAGAGUAGAUAUCGACGAGGGCGAAGGCUUUGCCAUUUUAAAAAGAGAGGACCUGGUGAAGUACUUUCAAGAAGAGAGAGACAUGUUACAAUGGACCUUAUUUGUGUCCGUUACUGUUAUAACUGAUUCAGGCAGUGAUAUGGCAGAAUAUGAGCUGAAUAACAUCUUCAUUGUGGAAUCUCCCUAUAAAAUUCUCUACACAAAAACAUCCAAGUAUUUCAAGCCCGGAAUGCCAUUCGAUCUUAAGGUAUUUGUCACUUAUCCUGAUGGGUCUCCGGCUCAUCGUGUCCCUGUUGUAGCAGAAUCAGGAAAUGUCAGAGGAACAACUCUGGAAGAUGGAACCGCUCGGCUGACUCUGAACACUCGCCCAGACAUGAACCUGCUGCAGAUAACAGUAUCAACAUUAGAUGAAAAGAUACCCAAGGAAAAGCAAGCUUCUGCCACCAUGGUGGCCUCUGCCUACAGAUCCACUGGUGGCAACUACUUAUAUCUCAGUGUAAUAGGAGGGGAAUUGAAACCAGGAGAGAAUGCAAUAAUCAACUUUAUUAUCCGGAACAAUGACAAUGCCGUUCAAAACCAGAUCAGCCAUUUCAACUACGUGAUAAUGAACAAAGGAAGGAUAAUGAAGGUGGGGACAAAGGCGAGGGAGAAGGGUCAUAUUCUUGUGACUAUGUCACUGCCAAUAACAGAAGAAUUUAUCCCUUCAUUCCGCAUUUUGGCAUACUAUACCGUGACCACUGGAGCAGAUCGGGAAAUUGUGGCUGACUCUGUUUGGAUUGAUGUGGAGGAUACCUGUAUGGGGACGCUUGUGAUAACAGGAGAUAAGGACAAAGACAAUGCUGUUCAGCAACCUGGAGCCCCAAUGAAGCUAAAACUACAAGCAGACCAUAAAGCUACCGUUGGACUGGUGGCUGUGGAUAAAGGUGUCUCUGAGAUCAACAAUAAACUGAAGAUCUCCCAGCGAAAGAUCUGGGACUUGGUGGAAAAAUAUGACAUUGGUUGCACACCAGGAAGCGGAGCCAACGCACCAGGAGUGUUUUAUGAUGCUGGCCUUGCCCUGCAGACAAGCUUUCAGAUGACAACUUCUGAGAGAUCAGAACCGUUAUGUCAACCAAAUCUGAAGCGUAGGAGACGUUCCUCAGGCCUGGUGAUUCAAGAACGGAACAAAAGAGCUGAUUAUGAAGAUGAAAUAUUUAUUGAUGAUGAUGAAAUAAUAACCAGAACAGAAUUCCCAGAAAGUUGGCUUUGGAGGAUAGAAGAAAUGAAUGAAGCACCAGAUCCCAAAGGGAUCUCCACUAAGACUAUACCCAUUUUCUUAAAAGAUUCUACCACCACAUGGGAGGUUUUGGCUGUGAGUCUAUCGGACAGUAAAGGUAAGUUGUUUCUUCUUGUCCUCAUGAAGAGUACUUCAACCAGUACGGGCAGUGAUAUGGCAGAAUAUGAGCUGAAUAACAUCUUCAUUGUGGAAUCUCCCUAUAAAAUUCUCUACACAAAAACAUCCAAGUAUUUCAAGCCCGGAAUGCCAUUCGAUCUUAAGGUAUUUGUCACUUAUCCUGAUGGGUCUCCGGCUCAUCGUGUCCCUGUUGUAGCAGAAUCAGGAAAUGUCAGAGGAACAACUCUGGAAGAUGGAACCGCUCGGCUGACUCUGAACACUCGCCCAGACAUGAACCUGCUGCAGAUAACAGUAUCAACAUUAGAUGAAAAGAUACCCAAGGAAAAGCAAGCUUCUGCCACCAUGGUGGCCUCUGCCUACAGAUCCACUGGUGGCAACUACUUAUAUCUCAGUGUAAUAGGAGGGGAAUUGAAACCAGGAGAGAAUGCAAUAAUCAACUUUAUUAUCCGGAACAAUGACAAUGCCGUUCAAAACCAGAUCAGCCAUUUCAACUACGUGAUAAUGAACAAAGGAAGGAUAAUGAAGGUGGGGACACAGGCAAGGGAGAAGGGUCAUAUUCUUGUGACUAUGUCACUGCCAAUAACAGAAGAAUUUAUCCCUUCAUUCCGCAUUUUGGCAUACUAUACCGUGACCACUGGAGCAGAUCGGGAAAUUGUGGCUGACUCUGUUUGGAUUGAUGUGGAGGAUACCUGUAUGGGGACGCUUGUGAUAACAGGAGAUAAGGACAAAGACAAUGCUGUUCAGCAACCUGGAGCCCCAAUGAAGCUAAAACUACAAGCAGACCAUAAAGCUACCGUUGGACUGGUGGCUGUGGAUAAAGGUGUCUCUGAGAUCAACAAUAAACUGAAGAUCUCCCAGCGAAAGAUCUGGGACUUGGUGGAAAAAUAUGACAUUGGUUGCACACCAGGAAGCGGAGCCAACGCACCAGGAGUGUUUUAUGAUGCUGGCCUUGCCCUGCAGACAAGCUUUCAGAUGACAACUUCUGAGAGAUCAGAACCGUUAUGUCAACCAAAUCUGAAGCGUAGGAGACGUUCCUCAGGCCUGGUGAUUCAAGAACGGAACAAAAGAGCUGAUUAUGAAGAUGAAAUAUUUAUUGAUGAUGAUGAAAUAAUAACCAGAACAGAAUUCCCAGAAAGUUGGCUUUGGAGGAUAGAAGAAAUGAAUGAAGCACCAGAUCCCAAAGGGAUCUCCACUAAGACUAUACCCAUUUUCUUAAAAGAUUCUACCACCACAUGGGAGGUUUUGGCUGUGAGUCUAUCGGACAGUAAAGGUAUCUGUGUGUCUAAACCUCACAAUAUUGAGGUGAGGAAGGACUUCUUCAUUGAUCUGAAGCUUCCAUAUUCUGUGGUGAGAAAUGAACAAGUAGAGAUACGGGCCAUUCUCUACAACUAUCAAAACAUUAGGCUGAAGGUCCGUGUACAUUGGACCUACAAUAAAAACUUCUGCAGUCUUUCUAGUGCCAAGAAGAAGUUCCGACAAGAAGUGGAGAUACAACCUUAUUCAUCUGUGGUUGUUCCAUUUAUCGUUAUACCGCUAACCCUGGGAAAUCAUGACAUUGAAGUAAAGGCAACUAGCGAAUAUUUAUCUGAUGGUGUACAGAAAAAACUGUUUGUUGUGCCAGAAGGAAGACGUCUGACACAGAUGGUGAAAUCAGUUGGUUUGGAGCCAGGACUAAACGGAGGAGUACAAGAAGAGCGGAUCUCUGUAGUAAAUCCCCAAAAUAUUGUUCCCAAUACACAAGUUGACACCAUUAUUACCAUCCAAGGACACCCAGUAGGUGAAAUGGUAGAGGAAUCCAUUGAUGGUGUCCAUCUGGACCACCUGAUAGAGGCUCCAGUUGGAUCUGGUGAGGGAAACAUGCUCACUAUCACAACUUCCUUGAUAGCCACACAUUACUUGGAUUUCAGCAACCAAUGGCAUAGACUAGGACUCCUGCGCAGGGAACAGGCCUUUCAGUACAUCAAAAAUGGUGUUGCUAGACAAUUGACCUACGUGAAAGCAGAUGGUUCAUAUGGUACCUGGGCCAAUAGACCUUCUAGCACAUGGCUCACUGCUUAUGUAGUCAAAGUAUUUUCCUUGGCUUCACGUCUGGUCGAUAUUCAAAAGAAUGCGAUAUGUGAUCCAGUGAAGUGGCUCAUUUUAAAUAAACAAAAUCCAGAUGGGAAAUUCAGAGAGGAUUUUCAUGUCUAUCACCAGGAAAUGGUGGGUGGUAUAACAAAAGGUGCUGUCGAGCUGGAUUCUCGUCUUACAGCUUUCGUCCUCAUCGCCUUGGUGACAAGCGAAGAAACCUGUAAUGACCAAAUUAACUUUCUACCUAGAAGCAUUGAAAAGGCUGUACAAUAUUUAAAUGAUCAUUAUCACUCCCUGAAGAAACCCUACUCCAUCGCCAUCACUUCCUAUGCACUGGCUAAAGCUGGCAAACUUGAGGACUCCAGGAUACUAAUGGCUGCAUCUACAGGUAGCACCCACUGGGAAGAUCCAGGCUCCCACUUCUUAACCCUUGAGGCUACCUCCUAUGCACUUCUCACCCUUUUAAAGUUGAAGGAGUUUGAGAAGGCUGGACCACUGGUGAAAUGGCUAACCGAGCAGAGAUACUAUGGGAAAAUCUGGGGAUCCACACAAUCCACUAUGAUGCAGUUUGAAGCCCUUGCUCAGUACCAGAUGGAUGUACCAGCUUUCAAAGACUUGGACAUGGAUGUCUCCCUCAAACUCCCUAAGAUAUUCGAGCCUACAAAUUAUCAUCUCAGUUUGGAAAACGCCUUGGUGGCCCGAUCAAAACAGAUAAAUGAACUUGGAGACGUUAUAGUCACUGCUAAAGGGAAAGGUCAAGCCACUUUGACGGUAUUGUCUAUCUAUUAUGCGUUUGAGACAGAGAAAAAAUGCAAAAACUUCGAUCUGUCGGUGAAAAUUCAGGAGGAACCUGACUUUAAGAGACCGGAAGGAACCUAUUCUACUGUUUCUGUUACUAUUUGUGCCAGAUUCCUUAAGAACCAUGAUGCCACGAUGUCCAUCAUUGAUAUGUCUAUGAUGACUGGGUUUAAACCAGAUAUAAAUGACCUUAUUAAGCUUAAAACUGGAGUGGACAGAAAUAUCUCCAACUUUGAAAUCAACAAAGGCGCUUUUGAUAAAGGCACAUUGAUUAUCUACAUUGACCAUAUUUCUCACACCAAAGAUGAAUGUCUGAAAUUCCACCUUCAUCAGUACUUUCAAAUAGGACUUAUUCAGCCUGGAUCUGUCACAGUGUACGAUUAUUACACUCCAGAAAACCGGUGCACUAAAUUCUACCACUUGGAGGAAGGCAGCAAACUUCUGGGCAAGAUCUGCAAGGGAGAUUUGUGUCACUGUGCAGGAGAGAGUUGCUUUAUGCAGCAACAGCUUGGUGAGGUGAAGGCUCUUGAUCGAUUACAUAAGGCUUGUGAACCUGCUGUGGAUUAUGUCUACAAGGCAACACUGACGACCAUUGAGAAGGGUGAUAACUAUGACAUCUAUGUCAUGACAAUUACUACAGUCAUUAAAGAAGGUACGGAUGAAAAUGUUGAUAAUCAGAAGCGCAAUUUUAUCAGCCAUGCCAAAUGUAGCAAAGCCUUAAACUUGGAGAAAGGCAAAGACUAUGUGAUCUGGGGAGUGAGAAAAGAUCUGUGGAAUACUGCGGAUGGAUAUGCCUACAUGAUAACCAAGGACACUUGGAUUGAGAUCUCGCCAAAUAACCGAGAUUGCCAGAAAGCUGAGUUCAAAAACGUCUGUAAUGAACUGGAAGAGUUUAUCGAUGAGAUGGAUUUCCGUGGAUGUACCAGUUAAAUUUUUCUGGCCCCACAUUCCCAGUUUCAUAUUCUUGUUUUAUGCGCUAAGAAUAAAUACAUCAAAAAACAUU
Molecule: messenger RNA, 6166 nt
Organism: Bufo gargarizans (Asiatic toad)
Lineage: Eukaryota; Metazoa; Chordata; Amphibia; Anura; Bufonidae
Product: venom factor-like
Exons: 50
Coding region: 61-6093 (2010 amino acids)
Cellular component (GO): extracellular region
Molecular function (GO): protein binding; endopeptidase inhibitor activity
Source: RefSeq, a predicted model, not a curated record